AUGGAGUCUGGCAGGGAUUGUAGUUUUGAUUGUGAGACAUUUGUGGAUUUCAGACCUGAAGCUCUGAAGACGACUCUGGUGAAAGCAGUGGAGAAAGGUCAUCUGGAGCAGACCACAGGAAAAGGAGCUCAGGGGACGUUCCAGCUGAAGUGUGGGGGAAACAAGCCUCAGGUGAAGGGCAGCGUGCUUGAAGAAGCCAUCACUGCUGCCAUCACGGCCAUGAACGAACCCAAAACCUGCAGCACCACGCUGCUGCUGGAUUCCCACAAAGACAUGAAGGAGCACCACCUGAUGGCCACUCUUCGGAGAACCCUGAAGAAGUGUAAAGUUCUGGGCUGGAUGGAGCAGAUCACGGGUCACGGCUUCACUGGGACCUACCAGCUCUCAUUCCCGUAUUAUCCAAGUCCCAACACUCUGUUCCUGGAUACGUUCAAGGAGCCGGCGAAGACCCCAACCAAACGCCGGAGGACGGUUGACGCGUCGGAUGAGGAGGAAGAAUCUGAGGAAAAGGAAGAUUCAUCUGAGGAUGGAGCCCCGCCUCCAACGAGGUGAACGCAUCAGAUGCUU
Molecule: messenger RNA, 567 nt
Organism: Oryzias melastigma (Indian medaka)
Lineage: Eukaryota; Metazoa; Chordata; Actinopteri; Beloniformes; Adrianichthyidae
Product: heterochromatin protein 1-binding protein 3-like
Exons: 4
Coding region: 1-552 (183 amino acids)
Biological process (GO): heterochromatin organization; nucleosome assembly
Cellular component (GO): nucleus; nucleosome; chromosome
Molecular function (GO): nucleosome binding; DNA binding
Source: RefSeq, a predicted model, not a curated record